Callorhinchus milii (elephant shark) is the source of this 1240-nucleotide messenger RNA. RefSeq names its product glutathione S-transferase, alpha tandem duplicate 1 (gene gsta.1). Gene Ontology annotation, molecular function: glutathione transferase activity. Lineage: Eukaryota; Metazoa; Chordata; Chondrichthyes; Chimaeriformes; Callorhinchidae. The record is from RefSeq and is marked provisional. Gene Ontology annotation, biological process: glutathione metabolic process.
GUGCAGCGCUGAGUGACUGACAGGUGCACAGGGGAAAACCAACAUCAUGUCCAGCAAGCCGAAACUUCACUAUUUCAAUGGAAGAGGAAAGAUGGAGUCUAUUCGUUGGCUUCUGGCUGCCGCUGGCAUCGAGUUUGAGGAAGAAUUCCUUGAGACCAGGGCACAAUAUGAAAAGCUCAUGGCAGAUGGAGCCUUGAUGUAUCAACAAGUACCGAUGGUUGAGAUCGAUGGAAUGAAAUUAAUUCAGACCAAAGCUAUUCUGCAUUAUAUUGCAGCAAAAAACAAUCUGUAUGGAAAAAACAUCCAGGAGAGAGCACAGAUAGACAUGUACGUGGAAGGAGCUGAGGACCUGAUGGAGCUCAUCAUGCGCUUGAUAUUCCUUCCUCCUGCAGAACAGGAGAAAAGUCUUACACUUAUAAAAAAACGAGCCCAAGAUAGAUAUUUACCAGUAUAUGAAAAGGCCGUUAAUCAAAACCCCAGUGGCUUUUUGAUCGGUGAUAAGCUCAGUGUGGCCGAUGUUCAGUUGUUGGAGCUGAUCUUCAUGAUCGAAGAAAAGUUUCCUUCAAUUCUAUCGGAGUUUCCCAAACUACAGGCGUUUAAGUCAAAGAUAAGCAGCAUCCCAACCAUCAAGAAGUUCCUGGAACCCGGCAGUGCAAGGAAACCGCCACCCGACCAAGAGUACAUGCGGAUUGUGAAAGAAGUCCUUCGCUUUUGAGAAGGGAAGGAGAAACGUGGGGUAAACUUCCAGCUGGGUGUAGAUUGACUUUAUUAACUGGGCAUUUCAGAACAUCCAGGAUUUGUCGAAUUCUUAAUUACAGCCUUUAAUUUUGACGCCAAUUUUUCUGUAGGUUUCUUUUGUUUAAGUAAACGGGUUUCAGAGUUGAGAUUAAAUCCAACAAUUUCGCACACUUCGUUACUAACAGUGAUUCCAGACACAGGUGGAAUUUUCUACUCAACCAGUCAUCAAAAAAAGUUGGCGGCACAAUUAAUUUCUUUUCGGCAGACUGUAAAACUCAUGAAUAUAUUGUGUGACUAAUCAUUUAACACUGCAAAUGAUCGACUAAAAUCAAGUUUAAUGACUGAUAUCAAAUCUAUUUCAAUGCUUAAAAUAAUUUGUUGCAAUUGAAUUAUAAAAGGCUUCCAAAUGGUGUGUUGUGCAUAACUUGCUUGAUCCCUACAUAUGACACAGAUUCACAUCUCACUGUGAACUGGAAGGGAGAUUAAAUCAAUUAGAACUCGC